Messenger RNA from Ostrinia nubilalis (European corn borer), 4085 nucleotides. RefSeq names its product cytochrome P450 9e2-like. The transcript has 11 exons. Gene Ontology annotation, molecular function: monooxygenase activity; iron ion binding; oxidoreductase activity, acting on paired donors, with incorporation or reduction of molecular oxygen. Lineage: Eukaryota; Metazoa; Arthropoda; Insecta; Lepidoptera; Crambidae. Bases 1389 to 2978 code for a protein of 529 amino acids. The record is from RefSeq and is a predicted model, not a curated record.
CCCCGGGUGCCAACCCAUGCUACGCCGCCACUGCCCCACCCCACUGUUUUUAGGGUUCCGUACCUCAAAAGGAAAAAACGGAACCCUUAUAGGAUCACUUUGUUGUCCGUCUGUCUGUCUGUCAAGACCCUUUAUCUCAAGAACGCGUGGACGUAUCAAGCUGAAAUUUACAUGAAAUACUCAGGUCUAUUGUCCCUUUAAGCUGUGAAAAUAUCAAACUUCUAAGCCAAGCCAAUCAAAAGAUACAGCCAAUUAUGUCGAUAUUUUCAACAAAUUUUCGACACUCGCAAAGGAAUCAAAACCUACAGGAUACUUCCCGAAAACUCAGAAUCUUGUUGACAUGAAGCAUUGUCAUAUAAUGCAAAUAUAGGAAAAAUUGCGAAAAUCUAAUUUUUUUAGUUAUAUAAUAUAAUAAAAAUAUUUUAAUAAAAAGAAACUUACUACCUUAUUUUUCACGAACGAAUAAAGGUAUCAAAUUGAAAUUUAUACCAAAUACCUAGAUCUAUUGUCCCUUUAAGCAGUGAAAAAUCAAACUUCUAAGUUAACGCGAUCAAAAGAUACAGCAGUUUAUACCGACACCUUAAACGAAUUUCCGUCACACGCUAGGGAAUCAAAACCUACAAGGUACUUCCCGUGAACUCAGAAUCUUGAAAUUCGGCACGAAGCAACGUUAUAUAGUACAGAUAAAGGAAAAAUUGCGAAAAUGAUAAAUUUGAAGUUACAUAAAAUAUUAAAAUAUUAAUUUUGCUUACAUGACAUAAAAUGUUUUUUUAAUAAUUAUAAACUUAGUACCUAGCCUUUUUCGCAUGAAAGCGUAGAGAUAUUAAAGUUGAAAUUCAUAUCAAACACAUCUUAAAUCUAAUUGCCUCUAAACUGUGAAAAAUUCUAAAUCAACUCAAAAAUUCAAUACGCUGAGGUAGGUACCUACCUAUAAUCAUACCGCAUAUUUUGAAAUUCGCCACUACUCGCAACGGAAUCAAAAUUUAAAGACUACUACGAUAUCUAGUAAGUAAUUUGAUUACGUCAUAAAUUGUAAACCGCUUCGUUUGUACGGCGGAACCCUCGGUGUGCGAGUCCGACUCGCACUUGGCCGGUUUUUUUGACUUGACUUGGGUAAUUUCCGGUGUAAAGGCCAGGCCAGUGGAACUCCGCAACUCGUUCGAGACGCGCACGCGCAGCUCGAUUUCAGUAGCACCGUUCGCGAUCGGUCUAGUAUUUUUGCACGCUCGUCAUUAUAUCUACUCCUUCUGUAUUUAAACUUUUAACGUUUGUAUUGGUAUUGUGACUGUUUACCUGCUCGCUGUGUGGUGAAUAAAUGCAGUGAAAUUGAUAUCGGAUUUCUUUUCGUAUACAUGUACCUGGAGACACAUCUACCAAGAUAACCGAAGAUGUUGCUCCUAAUAUGGGUGACAGUCCUCAUUGCUUCCCUGGUGCUAUACCUGCGAGAUCUACAGGCGCGCUUGGUGCGGCGCCAGCUGAGUCAGCUGCCAGUGGUACCACUUCUGGGACACAUGAGCGGCGUGGUGCUUAGGAAGGAACACGUCACUGCCGCCCUGCGGAGGAGUUACCAAGCCUUCCCUCAGGAUAAAAUCGUGGGUCACUACGAGUUCCUCAACCCCAUGUUGCUGGUGCGAGACCCCGAACUGCUGAAGUGCAUCGCUGUGAAAGACUUCGAGUACUUCGUGGAUCGACGGGCUUUUGGAGACCCCGACGACCCAGUCUUUGGGAGAAAUUUGUUGCUUUUGAAAGGCGACGAAUGGAAAGCGAUGAGAUCGACUCUCAGUCCAGCUUUCACCAGCUCCAAGAUAAAGCUGAUGGUCCCUUUCAUGGUGGAUGUUGCGGUCAAAAUGAAUGAAGAGCUUACGAGAAAAAUUGAAGACACUCAAGAAGGCUACAUCGACAUCGACGUCAAGGAACUGACGUCCCGCUUCGCCAAUGACGUCAUCGCGACGUGCGCCUUCGGGCUGCGCGUCAACUCCAUGUCCAUGGACAACGAGUUCUACAAGAAGGCCCGUGACGUCACCAGCUUCACCUUCUCGAGGUUCAUGAAGGUUAUCGGGUUUAGGUCUUUGCCAAACCUAAUGAAGUUUCUGAAAGUGUCGCUACUGCCGGCUUCCCUCGCCGAGUUCUUCAGCACCGUGGUCCUCGGCUCCAUGAGCCAGCGGGAGAGGCACAGCAUCGUCAGGAACGACAUGAUUCACCUCCUCAUGGAAGCGAAGAAGGGGCGACUGGUUUAUGACAAUAAUGUAACUGAAACUGCUGCUGGAUAUGCAAGUGUUGUGGAUUCAGCUGUUACAAAGAAACAUGCAGUAACUGAUUGGAGCGAUUCAGACUUGGUGUCCCAAGCGGUGUUGUUCCUGAUCGCCGGCUUCGUGACGGUGUCCACCGAGCUGUCCUUCCUGCUGCAUGAACUUGCCGCCAACCCUGAGGUCCAGGACAAACUGGUGGAGGAGAUCAGAGAGAACGAGGCGCAGAACGAAGGACAGUUCAAGUUCGAGUCCAUACAGAAGAUGACGUACUUGGAUAUGGUGGUUUGUGAAACUCUGCGUAUGUGGCCCGCUGCAGCGAUGAUCGACAGGGUGUGCGUGAAGGACUACAACGCUGGGAGACCCAACAAGCACGCCACGGAAGACUUUGUGGUAAAAAAGGACGAAGUUCUUACUAUCCCAGUGUGGUCUUUCCAUCGGGACCCGCAGUACUUCCCAAACCCGGAAAAGUUUGAUCCUGAACGCUUCUCAGUGGAAAAUCGUCACAAAAUCAAACCCUUCACAUACAUGCCAUUUGGAGUCGGCCCUCGAAACUGUAUUGGGUCACGGUUCGCCCUGUGCGAGGUCAAGGUCAUGGUGUACCAGCUGCUGAAGACCCUGGAAGUAUCCUUGUGCAGCAAGAGCUGUGUGCCGGGCCGCCUGGCGGCUGGCAGCCUGGAUAUGAAGAUGAGUGGCGGAUUCUGGCUCAGGAUCAAGAUGCGCCAACGAUAAUAAGCUUAAGGAUUAAGAUAGAAGAGAAUAGAACAAUAGAUAUCGUAUGUAAUGGUUAGUGGUGUACCAUCAUCAUUUCAGCCAGAGGAGACCCUAAGCCAAGACCGAGAACAUGAGCCUCCCCCAAUUCCAUAUUGACCGGUUAGUAUUAUCUGUCUGCCGCUGUGCAACGGAGUGAAGUCCGAUAUUACAAGAAAGUAUAUUUCGUAUUACUCCUACCUCCGAGACGGUAGUAUCUGGGACUACUCAAGUCAUUGGACUCCAAACUGUAGAUCCUGAUUAUACAGGAGUUGCACUCACUGGUGAGAAAGAUAUAUCACGCUAUUUUUCACAACUCUUAGUAUUCUACUUCAAAUACCUCAAACAGAUAUUCUUCCAAUGUAACAAAGCAACCUUCAGUUUAUCAGUAGUUUAAAUUGCGUAAACUUUCUAAAAUGUUAUCAGGAAGUGAUGACCCAUACUUUUUUUGUCUUCUCGUCUCAUUAAAAGAUAACCGAGCAUUAUUAUCUGAAACAUUAUUUUUGGUUUUAUUUAGGUAUGUGUGGUUGUAAUGAUUUAUGUAAACCCCCUUUUAUUGGCAUUAUGUUUAACAUUUAUUGUUUUGAUGUAAGGAAUGCACAAUCAUAAAUAAAUCAAUAUGAGUUAGAAUACCUAUUCUGAUUUAAUGAGCGUACGGAACCACCUACACGACCUAUUUAACAUUCAAAUGACUUCUUAUUGCGAUUGCAUAGAUGAUAGAUAAUUGGUACUAAUAAUAGAUAUAAUUAGAUUCCUCCGCGGCUCUGCGUACAAAAUAUAGGUAUUCGGUACCCUAAGCACGAAAUUAACUCUCGUAAUCGUAUAGUAAUCGUUUUAUCUUAAAAGAUCGCAGCUGCGCUGUUCUGGUUUUCAUACAAAAUAAUCGAUUACCAUUACUAUAACGGGAACGAUAUUUAUUCGUGCUUAGGGUACCUAUUGAUGAUAUUUUAUAGUUAUUAAUUAGAUCUUAUUUACAGUAAAGACAUUAAGAUAAAGGUGUUAAAUUCUAUCAAUGUUGUUAACGUGAUAUUAUUAUUGUAUGAUGGUGGUGGUGGUGAUUGUGAGAAAUAAACGAUAUUAUUAGUGUGA